Sphaerodactylus townsendi is the source of this 5233-nucleotide messenger RNA. It is a transcript of the gene NPHP4, whose product is annotated as nephrocystin 4. Gene Ontology annotation, cellular component: ciliary base; non-motile cilium; cytoskeleton. The transcript has 31 exons. Gene Ontology annotation, biological process: protein localization to ciliary transition zone; negative regulation of canonical Wnt signaling pathway. The coding region runs from base 214 to 4515 and encodes 1433 amino acids. The record is from RefSeq and is a predicted model, not a curated record. NCBI's taxonomy places the organism in Eukaryota, Metazoa, Chordata, Lepidosauria, Squamata, Sphaerodactylidae.
UGUUUAGCUCAGCAAAAAGGGAAAUAAGUGCUCAGCGUCCCCCAAGAGAUUGAUGGUUCCGACUGAGCAAAAUGGUGGCUGGGCGCUGAGCUGAGCAGAGUGGCAGUGUAUAGAUCAUGAAGGAAUCAAGGCGGUCCCACUCUGAAGGCUGAAUGAUGAGGCAAACUUCCCUGUGGCUGGAGUGAAACAGCGGCAACGGUUUAGCCAGGCAAAAUGGGGGAGUGGCAGAGGAUCUUUGUGCAAAACCUGACGGUCCCUCCCCACAAUCAGAGGCGUCGCCACCCACUGUCCCGGGACUCCAAGGCGUUCCAGUGCGUCCUGAAGCAGGUGGAGGGAAACAUAAUGAAACAGAGAGCACCGAACCAGGGGUCAGAUGUUGAAUUCCAGCUGCGUCUCUCCCUUUUUGAUGUUACGUACCGCCAUUUUUUUGGAAAGACCUGGAGGAGCGCUACGAGGCCUCUCAAAGUUGUGCCAGGACAGCCCCCCACAGUGGUCUUCAAUGAGACUGUCUAUUUCCACACAUCUUUGGAUCAUCCCAGCAUCAUUCUUGUCGUGGAAGUGGUGGCUUCGAUCCAGAGGCAGGACAAGACUUUCCAGGACCUGUCAUGCGGCUUUGGAAUCCUGCGUUUGUUUGACAGCAAGGCUGAACCAACCAACCUGGGCUUGAAGGAGAACGGGCUCAGUUUGUAUCACGGGACUCCCAGAGCCCUGCUGCACCCACUGUUCCAGGAGCCGAUAGAAAAGAACACAUAUCUGACCGUGAUGGACAGCGGCCGCCUUCAGUGUGCCUUGCAGCCACACCCACUCCUAGAAACUAUCUGUCACCUCCUUCCAGAAAACACCCUUGUGUCCAGGCUGCAGAGAAUCCCCGGAGUGUUGACAACACAGGAAGAAGACGUCUUCCACAAACCACGCCUCAUGAAGACAGUCACGUGGUACUUGGAGAAGCUAUCCAUCCACCUGUACCCUUCGUUGGAGAAAUUUGAGGAGGAACUGUUGGAUCUUCUCAUGAGCGAUCAGAAUAUCUUGAUGCUGCACGGGAAUGCGCUUGCCGUGCAGGAGCGGCGGCUGCACAUCGGGGUGCACAACGGCUUUUGCUUUGUGCAGCCCCCGCAAGUUGUGGUGGUGGUGCCGGAGACCGAGGUGACCCGGGGACAUUUUGGAAGCCUGCCCAGGAAACCAAGGGCCAGUACCAAACCCAGUUUGGAGGGACAAGCUCUGGUCCUACGAAGCCGCAUCCAUUUGGCAGAGAUGGUUCGUCACCCAGCAUUCGGAGUUGUCUUCCAGUUGGAGUACGUCUUCUCUGCAGCAAGUGGAGCAGACGGGAAGACGUCAUCUGCUACUUCUCUGACCACACCGGCUUACAUGCAUUCCAUUCGCUGGGCGGUUUGGAACCCCUCGCUGGAUGUGAGCUCCUCUGAAGUGACCCUCCCCUUGCAAGGAGGUCCCAAGCGUAAUCCCAGCCACGUUUUGGUUUACAAGACUCCAUCAACCUCCAUGAGCUCCGAAGAGGUGAAGCAAGUUGAGCCUGGGACUAUCCAGUUCUACUUUUCCACCGGCUCCGACGAACGACUCAGGCCUGCUACAAAACCCUUAAGCAGCACAAAGGCAGAGCCGCCUCUCUCCAGGAAUUCUCCUACGUCAUUCCCCAGGUCUCCACCUUCUCCUCGGAUGUUAGCAACCACUCAAGAUUUUAUCCAAGGCCCUGGGCUGUCAAUCUCCCAGCUCUCCGUGUCUCCAGAGGACCGUGCCUGCAAACCUCCGCUUCCACCCUCUAACCGUGCUGUGCGCUCCCAUUCCUUGGAGGCUCUGGAACGAGCACACGAGGACAGCCCGCAGGGAGGCAUCAGCCACUUGGAGUACGACCUCAGCUGUAGCUCGCCGAUUCAGGAAUCCUCCUCCAAUGACCAGCUCCAGGAGUUGCCGUUCACACCCAUUCACAUGCCCAUUAUGGCUCUCGGGGCACGCUCGGGAAGCUCUAGCACCAGCCUUUCGCGGGCUUCUCUCGCCCGCUUGCGUGCGUUUGGAUGCCCUGAGAUCCUGGACUGCAACAAGGAGCCUGCCCAAGUUGUGGAUCCCGCGGACCCCGUGAACUUUGACCCGCAGCGGGAAGAAGCCGACCUCUUGCAAAGCAAUGAAAUCAUCUUUCAGUUUCUUGCAUUCACAAGGACCUCUCAGGACGGCGCAACCUCGGCGAUGUGGUCGAAAACCAUCUAUUUCACCUUCCAGUUUUACCGGUUCCCUCCAGUCACUACCCCACGUCUGCAGCUGGUCAAGGCAGAGGCCUCUGGGACCGUUCCUUCAGCUGCCUCUUCUGAUAUCUUGGUGCAAAUUAACCAAGAUGGAACCCCCAACCUUGGUUCCUCAGGCUUGCAGUUGAAAUACAUGGUGGAUCCUAGUUCUCUCAAGCCGGGAGAACAACGGUGGUUUAUCCGUUACCUCGCUGAGCAUUCCCUGCAGAUAGACGCCUGGGAUGGGGAUUCCUUGCUUCUCGUGGGAUCGGCUGCUGUGAAGCUGAAGCAUUUGCUCCGCCAGGGCCGGACGGCUAUUCAAGCCCACCAUGACCUGGAGGUCAUCACAAUGGAAUACAAGCAGGAUGUGCCAGUGAUGAGCAGGGAGCUUCUCAGGCCUGGGGGCAUGAAGCCUAUCGGAGUCCACGCUACCGUGAGGGGCAGGCUCCAUCUGAGCCUGGCUAAUGUCGGCCACCUGUGCAAGCAGCGGCUGAAGAAAUCCAACUCCUUGCCUCCUUCCCGCUCCCGAAUCGUGACUGCGCACGAUGGAACCAGUGGCUUUCACGGGGGCAGCUUGCUCUCCAUCAACCCUCACAGCUCUGGGAAUGUGUGCCAGGCACAGAAGCUGGCUGAGGUGGACAGCGAACUGGCGGCCAUGUUGUUCUCCCGCUUAAGCGAAGUCAGCACGGCCUUCCAGCACUCCCACCGCGAGGCCAGCAUCAUCCGGAGGAGGAAGGUGGAGAGGAUGCUGUCCGUGAGGAGGCGGGAGUCUCAGGAAGGAGAUUGCAGGAAGAAAGCCAGCUUCGCCAUGGGACGACACGAGGACCGAAUCCAGCAUUUGCGAGACCUGCAAAUUAUCGAGGCCUACCGGGAGCGCAUCAAAGCAGAGAGCAUUGCCAGCAUGCUGAGCCAGGCUAUCACCACCCACCACACUCUAUAUGCCAUGUUUGGUACCACUGAGUUUUUUGAGUUUGUCCUGAAAAACCCAUACGGUGUCCAGCACACGGUCACCAUCGAGACUGACAACCCAGAGCUCAGCGUCAUUGUGGAUUCCAGAGAAUGGAAGCAUUUUAAGGAGCUGACUAAAACUGUCACGCCACUGGAGGAGGACAUGUUUCAUCUACAUGAGAACCUGAUGCCUCAGGUCUACCUGCGUCCCAAGGAGACAGUGUACAUCCCCUUUAAAUACCAAGCCUCUACCAUGGAGCAUGGAGCCAUGAUGCAGCAAGGUCCCACUGAGCUGACGUUCAGGGACGGCAGGAAGGAAGCAGCAGCCCCCUGGAAGUCUGGUGGCAUGCAGGCAAAACACAUCAAGGUCUCUUUCACGACAACCGGCAGCAGCAAGCCCAUCGCCGUCCUAAGCGUGAACGUGGAAUUCCAGCCGCAUGUGGUGGAUCAGACCUUCCGCUUCUACCACCCAGAGCUCACGUUCCUGAAAAAGUCCAUCCGCCUGCCCCCCUGGCACACGCUUCCAGGAGCCCCAGCUGGAGUGCCAGGUGGAGAACCAGAGAUGUACGUGCGCUGCAGUGAUCCCAACAUCAUCUGCGAGACCAAGAAAAUGGGGCCAGGCGAACCACAGGACAUUUUUCUAAAAGUUGCUGGUGGACCAAGUCCACAGAUCAAGAGAUUCUUUGUGGCGAUCUACACGGAUCCCUUCCUGGCCGUCCCAACUCAGAUCUGGCAGUUCUACCUCCACUCUCUGCAGCGGGUGGACGUUGGCUGCAUAACAGGACAGCUGACCCGCCUCUCGCUGGUUCUCAGGGGGACUCAAGCCAUUCGGAAGGUGAAAGCAUAUUCCUCGCAGCCCCAGGAGUUGAAGGUGGACCCAGAAGGCAUCUUCAUCCUCCCUGCCAAUGGGGUGCAGGAUCUGCACAUCGGCAUCAGGCCCCAGAGGCCCGGCAGCCAGUUUAUCUACCUCAACCUGGUGGAUGUCGAGUACCACCAGCUCAUCUCGUCCUGGCUGGUGUGCGUCUCCUGCCGACAGCCUCUCAUCUCCAAGGCUUUUGAAAUCGCGCUUGCUCCCGGUGGGGGCAAAGGUUCGAACAAGAGGAUCACCUAUUCCAACCCCUACCCAACCCGGAGGAUGUAUUUUCUGCACACCAACCGUCCAGACCUCUUGCAGUUCAAAGAAGAUUCUUUCGAGAUUGGCGGAGGGGAGACCUACACCAUCGGCCUGCGGUUUGCCCCCAGCCAGAGUGCUGGCGAGGAGGAAAUCCUGAUUUAUAUCAAUGACCGUGAAGACAAGAACGAAGAGACCUUCUGCGUGAAGGUCACCUAUCAGUGACUGCGGUGGGUAGGCCCGCAGCCUUGGCUUGGUCGCUCUUCUGCUCUCCAGUGAUCCAUCAAACAUCCCCAGAGGCACAGCACAGUUUCUUUUACAAUUCCUGGCCGCCAAUAGGCCGCGUGCCCCUGAAGCGUCCACUGUUCACAAGUCUGCAGAGAGCAAAGGAGAGAGGCCUCCUCCUCCUCCUCCCCCCCCCCCGGCACCGGAGAGACACGUGGCCCCCUCCUUGUGCCCGCAUCCAAUCAAGCCCCUGCCAAGGCCGUCUGAUUGAUUGCCCGGACGGAUUCCUCCGACGUCAGCGCAACCUCCAAACGACGACGCGGCCGAGUCGUGUCUGUCCCCUCCCUAGCUCUGAAUCGAAAAUUCAUUUCUCUUGCUGUGAAAUGUCACUCGUUCGGGGAAGGCCGCUGUGGGCUUGCAGACCUUUAACACGAUUCAAGCUGGUUUGCAGAUUUGGUGGGUUUUGUAGCAUUAUUAUUUUUUCCCUCCGCAUAGGUUUGUUCUUUUUUUUAAAAAAGGAAAAUAAAAGGAGAGCCACUUGCGGGUUCCGAAUCUUUGCUGCUACAUGGAAGAUACAAUUUAGGAUGGAGAGAGAAAGGGGAGGGGGAGUCUUCUGUACACUAUGAGAAGGUGGGGGAACUUAUUUUCAUAGGUAGGCAGGCUGAGAGCCAGCGUAAUGUGGUGGUUAAGAACAGGUGCACUGUAAUCUGGAGAACUG